Molecule: messenger RNA, 1053 nt
Organism: Thermochaetoides thermophila DSM 1495
Lineage: Eukaryota; Fungi; Ascomycota; Sordariomycetes; Sordariales; Chaetomiaceae
Exons: 2
Coding region: 1-1053 (350 amino acids)
Biological process (GO): glycine import into mitochondrion
Cellular component (GO): mitochondrial inner membrane; mitochondrion
Molecular function (GO): glycine transmembrane transporter activity
Source: RefSeq, a predicted model, not a curated record
AUGUCCGAUGGCUCCCGAAAGGCAGCUUCGAAGUCGACCUUCCACUUCGUCGCCGGCCUCGGCUCCGGUGUGCUCUCAGCCGUGCUUCUGCAGCCCUUCGAUCUGUUGAAGACACGAGUCCAGCAGCGCGCAGGCGGCGCAAACUCCCUCCGUGCCGCGAUCGCCGACAUUCGUUCCUCCCCGAGCAUAAUCCCCGCCCUCUGGCGUGGCGCCCUACCGUCCGCCCUACGCACAGGCUUCGGCUCAGCAAUAUACUUCACUUCACUGAAUGCCAUUCGCCAAGGGACGGCACGACAUGUCCCCUGGCUAUCAACCCCGAACCAGACCACGACCUUGACGCCGGUGUCUGGGUCGGGAUCGACCCCCUCAACAACGACAUCCUCCUCCUCUUCCCUCCCCAAACUCUCCAAGACAGGCAACCUUCUCUCGGGCGCCAUCGCCCGCUCCUUCGCCGGCUUCCUUCUCAUGCCGUUGACCGUCCUCAAAGUGCGCUACGAAUCGACGCUCUACCAGUACACCUCCCUGUCCUCGGCCGCGCGCGACAUCCACCGGCGGGAGGGCGUGCGCGGCUUCUUCAGCGGCGUGGGCGCGACCACGGUGCGCGACGCGCCAUACGCCGGGUUAUACGUGCUCUUUUACGAGGAAGGGAAGAAAAUUUUGACCAAAGUGGUGCGUGAUAGCCCCCCAGCCGUCGUGGAGACGGGUAGCGGGGUGGAGAGGGCGAUGAUGUCUUCGCGACGGGCGGCCACGAUCAAUUUUGCGUCGGGUCUGUUCUCUGCAACUCUGUGUUCUGUUAUUUCGAACCCGUUUGAUGCGGUCAAGACACGGAUCCAGCUGCAGCCGAGAAAGUACCGGAAUAUGGUAUCUGGUGCAGUGCUGAUGGUCCGCGAGGACGGGUUCCGGUCGCUGUUUGAUGGGCUGGCCCUGCGCAUGAGCCGGAAGGCGUUGAGUAGUGCGCUGGCGUGGACGGUGUAUGAGGAGUUGAUACGCCGGGCUGAGGUUAUGUGGGCCAGGGGGCAUGAUGAGGAGGGGGAGAAGCAUCGCCUGAGGUGA